AUGAUGAAGACAAAGAGUACCAAAGAAAAGCAGGAAGAGAUUUUACUAGCAUACAUCGACAUUCCUUAUUUCAGAAACAAUCCAACAUAUAUCGAAAGAUGGAGAACGUACUACCAGCGAUAUAAAGAUCCCCAAAUUCUGCUACUUAUGUACCACAAGCAGAUAAGUACCUUUUACCAUUGGAUAUAUCUUGAGCUUUCACAACACUUUCUAAAGAAAAGCCAGCCACAAAUUGCACAUUUUAUAUUACAUGAAGCCCUAAAGAACAACGUAUACGAUGCAACUAGAAUCAAAGAGGCGAUAGAGAAGAUACCUCCAUUUGAAAAGAAGUAUUCAAAGGGAGACAUGCUGGGAUUAUUGAAUACAAGAAACAUACAAGCAUUAGGAAAAACAUGGAACUGCUCUAAUGAAACUUUCUUUUAUCUGACUAAUCCACCAAAAAGUUUAGUAAACUAUGAAAUUCAGAAAAUCAAGAAUUAUGAAGAAAAAUAUGCUCAAGGUAAAAUUGAGAUGAAAGAGAUUAUUACAAACUUCAUGGCCGGCAUUGAGCAUUCCCAAUCUAUCCAGCAAGAGGUUAAUGAAGUAACUAAAUCUGAAGAAAACAACAAAGUUCUUGGUCAAGCAGAUAAGUCUAGAGAGAACAGCAAGCCUCUUGAUAAAGUGGAUAAGCCUGUGGAGACACCUGAUAACAAGAUGCAACUAGGAACUGUUGAUAGGAUGGCAUGCCAAGAACAAAACGAUGGUAUUGCCAAUACCAUGAAUGCGAAACAAAUCGCUGGGUUACAUUCGCAGGAAUGCGUGUUGUUUUCGGAUGCGCAUCAAAAGAUCGUGGAAAAAGAACCAGAGAAUAUAAAUCAGGAAGCAGAGAUGCUGGCUAAUGACAAACUUGUUCCAGUUGUAACUAUUCAGCAAGCAGAAAACAAGUAUGCAAUGAACCUUAUUGGGCAAGUUGAAAAAGAGUAUGUAAUGGACUCCUCAAGCUAUAUUUCUAUACAGGAAAAUGAGAAAGACGAUUCGCAAGUUUGCAAAAAACAGAAAAUUGAUGGCAAUAGUAUAUUUGAAACAGCAUUCUUUGAAAUUUCAGAUGACUUUAAGUUGAACUCAGAAAUUUGCUUUGAUCGAUACAUUUAUCUGGUUCAAAAAAUUGGGCAGGAUGGUGUGGAGCUUCUAAGAAUAGCGAAAAAUGCUGAUAUUACCCAGACUAUGAUUGGAAAGAUGUUCUUUCUAAAGAAAUGCUCAUAUUUAUCUUGCAAGAUUUUUAAGAAUGUUUUUGGUUUUGAUGCGUGCAGAUGUUUGUCGGAGUAUUUCAUACUUUAUGAAUAUAGCCGGAUGUGUGACCUAAAAGACAUUAUAUCAACUGCAGGAAUCUAUGUUAAGUAUUUCUAUCUCAAAAAACUGCUCGAGAGGCUACUUUCAUUGAUGGAGAAAGGUUACUUACUUGUAAACACGGUAGAUUUCUUCAUUGAUCAGGACUUUGACUUGGGCUUUAAUUGUGUUGAACUGUGCGAAUUGAAUGAUGAUAGCUUGAAAAUGGUCAUUAGAUUGCUAAAAGAAACCUUUUUAACUUCAGCCGAUGAACUAACUAUUGAUUUUCAUAUGAUUUCAAGGCUAAACAACCAGCUCAACACACCCGCAGCCAAGAAAGAAAUACUUAAGCACAAAACAGAAAUACUUCAGAGUAUAUGA
This is a messenger RNA of Vittaforma corneae ATCC 50505, 1686 nucleotides long. RefSeq lists its product as uncharacterized. NCBI's taxonomy places the organism in Eukaryota, Fungi, Microsporidia, Nosematidae. The transcript has a single exon. The record is from RefSeq and is a predicted model, not a curated record. Bases 1 to 1686 code for a protein of 561 amino acids.